ACAUUAUAUACUAUAUACCUAUCUAUUUAGUACAUAAUAGAUUAUUCCUCUAGGUGAGAAACUUCCUAUGCUGGCAUCGAUCCCAAAGCUAUUACAGAGUGCCAUUCAGUAGUUAAUCGUAACGCAAAGACUUUAUAAGGCUAUUCAAGAUAGACUGGAACUUUUAAUGAACUUGGAAUAAUAAAUACUCCCAGUGCAAAGCAAAUGUACUUCAUGGUAGUUGAGGAAUAAAGCGUCCCUAGGAAUAUAUCCUAACAGCGGAGAAUUUAUAUGAAACCUAAAUUGGCUUAUUCGGAUCAUCACCUUCAUGGUUUUGCUGAGAAAUAAUGGCAGGUGAACUCCAGGUUUUACUUCGUCAAGGCCAAUCAAGGCUGUUGAUGUUACUUUGUUUAUUGAUAAAGAUAGUUGCAGCAGAGACCGAGGGCGACACUGAUGAUGCUGAGAAUUGCGCAAUCUUUCGUGUAGAAACGAGAUAUAUAAAAUACCUUUUAUAUGCUGCCAUAUGUGGAAUAGUUGUGAUGAUUGGAUUUGGAAUAGCAGGGAUUGUAAACCAGAAAUCAAAAGAUUAUGGUCCUGUAGUAGGCAUAGGGGGCGCCAUAUUUGUAGGAAUAGCCAUUUUCUGCAUGUACCGCCUCGGGUACUUUGACAUUUUGAGAAGGAAGAUCACACCUGUUCCCAAAGAGAGCUGAUCUACAUUAUAGUAUUGUGGUCACCAUCUGGAAACUGGUUAUACUCUACAAAGAGGCAUGUUCUAAUAAACAUGGUAAACAACUCUAUAUUCAAUCAAGAGUAUAUCUGGGUAACACAUAGUACAGGAUGUCUCAAUAUAUAGGGACUCAUAAGCUGUAUACAAUUUAGUGCACAUUGCUUUGGAGGAAAUACAACUAUGGAUAAAACAUCCAAUUAUAUACCUACAAAGUAGUAAAUAUACGCCUUUAGGAAUCGCAAACUUGGCACAUUAAAUUUUGUGCCGCCACAUGAUUGCAUCAUGCUAGAUGAAC
Babesia bovis T2Bo is the source of this 1001-nucleotide messenger RNA. RefSeq names its product putative integral membrane protein. Lineage: Eukaryota; Apicomplexa; Aconoidasida; Piroplasmida; Babesiidae. The transcript has a single exon. The record is from RefSeq and is a predicted model, not a curated record. The coding region runs from base 327 to 689 and encodes 120 amino acids.